This is a messenger RNA of Daphnia pulex (common water flea), 5130 nucleotides long. RefSeq names its product alsin-like (gene Als2). The record is from RefSeq and is a predicted model, not a curated record. The coding region runs from base 156 to 4886 and encodes 1576 amino acids. Lineage: Eukaryota; Metazoa; Arthropoda; Branchiopoda; Diplostraca; Daphniidae. The transcript is spliced from 9 exons.
GAGAAUUGAAAUCUUAUCGCUAGAUGGCUCAGUCCUUCUAUCAAACACAGCUGAGAAAAAGGGGAUGUUAUGAUUACUCUGUAUGGUGCGGUUGUUUUCGUUGGUAGGUGUUAAAGUUUCUUCUCUGGUGUAGCGAUCCAGGAAAGAAACCAAAAAUGAGUGAAUCUGCGAAUGUGAUAGCCUGGGAAGAAGGCGAACCAGCUGCAGCACUUUUGGCACCGGAACAAGCCAUGACGGCCGUUGUUUCGUCAAGGCUCGGACAAGUGUUCUUUCUGACUGAAGACGGCAGAGUGUACCUGUCGACUCUCAAACAAGAUGGAUUGAGUGGGAAAUUGCAAGAGUUGGCACUUCCUUGCCAGACUGUGGUUGGUAUUGCAUGCAAUUCGAUACACACCAUUUUUGUGACUGAUCGGGGUAGAGUUUUGAGGUCUGAAUUAGAAACCCCUGAAAAAGUAGAGGAGCUGGCCAUCAAGCAACCAAAUCUCUGCUGCCCUCAUGGUGUUGUAGAAGACGGAGGAAGACUCUUUGUAAGAGAAGUUUCUUCCCACUCAAAAAACUUGUUGUUCAUCUCAGAUUCGGGCAAAGUAUGGGCAGUGGAUGAAAGCAAGUCGUUGUUGCCAGAUAAAUUGCCAGCCUUCGAGAACAAAGUACCCAUAAGUAUUAUGUGUGGUAGCAACUUUAGCACCGCUCUCAUCCAAGACUGUGAAAAUUCUAACGAUGAUAGUAUCAGCAAGCCUGGUGUAGCAAAUUCUAGCAAAAGCAGCAGGGAUUCCUUGGACAAAGCAAACUCAUCAAAGGAAGGUCCUUUGGAUGGAUUGUGCAUGGUUGGUUCCUGUCUAGAGUGUAGAGAGCAAAGUCUUUUGUCUCUGCACACGCUGGAUCUCAACGACUCUCAACGAAUGAACCAGGAAGAUUUCAAAGACAAUGUCAACUCUCUAGCUCAAGUUUGCUGGUCCAAGGCAGAUCAUCUAGUCCGUCAAAGCGCUUUGUUGCUCAACUCGACGCCCCAACUCGACGCGGCCAAACAGUUUUUAACGAAGCAGCUAUCGUGGGUCACCGGGUCCGAAUCGGAUGACUGUAACAAUAGUCCAGGAGCGGCGUCAUCGUUAGAAAGUGGCAAUAACGUGACUCAACAGGUGGCCAGCCGAGUUGUGGAAGGAGUCCGAAACUUGGGCGAUGCCGUCAACCGCAUGUCUCGGCAUUGGAGCGGAACCAGCCAAGAGGAAACUCCAUCCGUUCCAGCUGCAUCAGCUCCUGUCGAAGUUGCCGGCAGUGAAACGCUUAGUCUACCAGCCGCUUUGCCCAGUAGUAGCAGCGGUGAGGAUUCACCCGCAGCACCGGCAACACCUCGAUUUAUCGUCCGACAGUCGCUUCAGAGUCAUCAUCGGUGGAAACGCAAUGGAUCGUCAAGUUUAUCCCUCGAUUCGACGCUUGUCCGGAUGACAGAUCGAGAAAAAUCUACCGGACUUCAACCGGAUCGUCUCGUUUCGUUGGGAAGGCAACUACUUUUUACGUCUGUCUGGACGUGGGGUCAAGGAGGAGUCGGCCAGCUCGGACUAUCAGAUUGCGUCUCACGCGAAGUCCCCCAAACUGUCCGUCCUCUACUUGGCAUAGGCAUCUGUAAAGUGGUGUGCGGUUCACGGCAUUCAUUGGCCCUCACGUUGGAUGGGCGUGUACUGGCGUGGGGAGCUAAUAACAAAGGACAAGUCGAGCCCGGUGAAGACCUAUCUUUCAUGUCAGUCCCGACAGAAGUAUCCUUACCUUUCCGUACUACCAUCCGAGAUAUUGCGGCCGGAAGAGAACAUUCGUUAUUGCUGACGAGUCACGGCGAAGUGCUUUUUAUGGGAUUCUCAAUGGCCACUCAAAAGUCCACAUUGAUGAGAUUAAAUCUACCGGCCCAAAGCCCGACUGGUAGACCGAGUCGAGUAUGGGCUACCGGACCACUUAGUUGUUGUUUGCGCUGCAAUCAGAGCUGCCCCUGCUGGCCCCAUUGGUCCGAGUUUGUUUUAUCAGAACAGCUAUUUUUAAGAAAUUGCCUGAAAGUCGUCCGUGGCAUUUUUGAUCAUUUGGAAUCCGCAACAACAUCAACAUCAACUACCUCAACCGUCCGUCGAGAGUUGUUCGAUCGAUACCGAGACUUGAUGGCUUGCACGGCCGUCAAUGUUCACUCGCUGAUCGAAUCGGACAAUUGUGCCAACCUCAGUAUUGGUCUCGUUCGUUGGAUUAAUGAAUUCAUGCACGUUUGGCGUGGUUACGGUCAGGCCCUCUGUAACGCCACUGUCGUCCAUGCGCUCACACUCAACAAGACCGAAAAUGCACUUUUAGAUCCAGAAUAUAUCCAACAGGGAAGCGUCGGUCGAGCCGGCAGUGAUAUCCUGACCACAUUGAUGAACGAGCCUCUAGGACGACUCAAAGAUUAUUCAUCACAACUGGAGAAAAUGAUUGAAAGUCAUCUUCAACGAAACGAUAAAAACAUCGAUUGUUAUAAACAUGCUAGUCAACAAUGUUCAAAUAUUGCUGCCGAUUUGAUGCAGGAUUGUCAAACAGCAGAUCUCACUAAGACCUUCUGGGAUAGUUGUUCCACGAAACUAAUGGAUGCUUUGAGAACUCCAGUCCGUCGUCUGAUCCGUGAAUCCCGAACUCACCCCAUUACUCUGGUUAAUUCCGGUCGCUUUUCAUCGCAUUGGUUCAUUAUCUUAACUGACGUGCUUGUCCACGUCAGCGGAUCAUCUAAUCAUGUCACAUAUCCAUUGGCCACUAUUUGGGUCGAGCCGAUGCAAGAUAGCGAUAACAUCCAGACCAAGAAUGGACUUUCAUUAACGAUGCCGGAAGAGACCAUGACGCUGGCUUGUCCAACUGCCGGUGACAAGAUGGAAUGGCUGGUAGCUCUUCAAUCUGCCAUCAGGCAUGCGCUUUUAAUUGACGAUGUAGGAUCCAGCAGUAGCGGACGAACUACGCCACCACUUGUACGGUCCGCCUCAUAUACUUUUACCAAGUUGCCUCAUUUGAAGGAUGUCACGUACAAAGGGGCUUGGUUGUGUGGCAAAAUGCAUGGAGAGGGUGAAUUAAACUGGCCAGACGGCCGGGUUUACAAAGGAAGUUUUCGGCAGAACCAGCAGUACGGAUAUGGUUCUUCAGAAUCAUUUGGCCCCAACGGCUCUACUUAUGAAGGCAGCUGGAAGGAUGGCAAGAUGAACGGAUACGGCAUUCUCAAAUACGCCAACGGAGAUGUUUACGAAGGAAACUUUCAAGACGGCCAACCGCAUGGACACGGUACGCUCAAACGAGGUCAUUUUCUCACCUCUGCCGCACAUGUCUACGUUGGCCAAUGGGAAGCUGGGCAAAAGUGUGGCUACGGAGUCAUGGACGACAUCGUCACUGGUGAAAAGUACAUGGGAAUGUGGCAAGCGGACGCCAGGCAUGGUCAAGCUGUUCUAGUUACUUUGGACGGUCUCUACAUUGAAGGCAGCUUUACCAAUAACAAGAUGACUGGGCAGUGCGUCAUGUUAUUAGAAGACGGAACGAGCUACGAAGGUGAAGUGGCUGGCGUGGGUAUUCUUGGCGGCAAGGGCCUCCUUCAGUUCCCAAACGGUGAUAUUAUUCAGGGUACUUUUCACGGCUCUUGGUCUGAUGGAAUUAAAAUCAACGCCACCUUGACCAAAAAUUCUUUAACUGCACAAUCACCAUUGAGUCCACCUUCCGGACUGUCCAUUGGCCAUUUUCAACAACAAAACGGAUCAGGUGUUCCAGCCGAACGAAAAUGGGGGGCCAUUUUCCAACAAUGCUGCUCAACUCUUGGUCUUUCUCCGAAUUGCACGCAAUGGACAGCCGAUGAUUCACUUCGUGCUUGGGACCAGAUUGCAGCUGUGCUUAAUCAAUGUAAACAGAGAACAACCAACGACCAUCAUAUCCGCCCGAAGAUACAACACCAUCGUCGCCAGGGAUCGUCUAUUUCGUCCAAGUCAAUCAAGUCCGAAAGAUUAGCUUCCGCUCAACCAGUAUCCGUAGAAAUCCCCGAAAUUCUUCAGCAUAUCCCAGACUACGGACGAAAUCAGCUUAAUGGCGACGAGUUUGUCAAGAUAGAAACUUAUUUACAUAUGGCUUUAGAAUCAGAGAUCCAUCCAUUAGGAAAAUUAGCAGCCCAGAUAGGAGAUGUCUAUCGAGCUACUUACGUCGGAGUGGGUGCCCACCCUCGACUUCUACCUCAUGCAGUUUCAGAAGUUCACUCGUUUGUUAGCCGUGUUUAUGCUUUUGUCCGGCUUCUCUUCCCAGCUCUUCCAGAAGACCGUGCUGUUCAUCUGAUUCCAAAUGAACCGUCGAACGAUCAUCCACAAGAAUUGCAGGCCGUGGUUUCAGCCAAUACUCUACUUCUGCCCGUACUUUUACCCCGACUCUAUCCUCCACUUUACACUCUGUACGUUCUACACAACCAAAAGUUGGACGAUCUUUAUUGGGAACGACUUCAAAAAUGGAAUCGACAAUCAGAUUCGGCUCUAAUGAAUUUUCUGGGAGUCGAUCCCAAGUUUUUUAUCGAGGAAGUUGCUCCGGAAGGAAGUCACUUUCCAACAGCUGUAGAUUGUCUACAACAGCUGAGUACUACAUUUUCUCCUGGGAAGAAGCUCCAAGUUAUUCACCAGACAUUCCAAGAAGUCAGUCGUUCGGUACAGGCACAUUUAGGAGCUGAUUAUGUCAUGAACAUGGAUGAUCUCUUCCCGGUAUUUCUUUUCGUCGUUGUUCGUUCGAGAAUUCGUCAUCUCGGCACAGAGAUUCAUCUAAUAGAGGAUUUCAUCGAUAAGAAUGUGCAAAAUGGCGAACUAGAUGUCAUGUUUACUACACUGGAGGCUUCCUACCAGUACAUUCAGCAUGAGAAGAUGACCUUUAAUUGAAAUCAGAAUCAAAUUAUUUUAAGCGUUCGUUGUCAAUCGCAAUAAAUAUAAUUAUCGUGGUAAACAGAAAAUAACAAUUUUAAUUCGAGCGUCACCAACGUUGUAUUUCAGGCAACACAAAGGGUUAACAAAGUGUUUACAGGAAAAGUUUAUUCCCUCUGGGACAACUUUUGGCGAGCCAACUUCUUCUUUGAAACCUUCUUUUUGUUGGUAACUUCCUCCUCCUUGACUUUGGAAACAAUGU